GACGUUUAGUACAGUUUGUGGUGUAUGAUCGAUCGAUCAGUCUGGUGUAAUGAGAAAUGCCGGUGUGGGUAUUGUGUUUGGAGGGUCUGGUGGUAUCGGAAGAGCAAUAGCAUUGAAUCUUCUAAAAAACAAGUAUAACGUUGCAAUACUUGGACGUGAUGGCAGUAAAUUACAUUCAGCAAAAGAUGAAAUGGAACGUCAGGCUACAGAAAAUGGUCUGAAUCAUUGCCGUCUUCUGGCACUGACAUGUGACGUCACACAGGCAAGCUCUGUGAAGACGAGGUUGGAAGAGAUAGAAGAUAGAUUUGAUGGUGGUAUAGAUGUUUUAGUCAAUGCAGCUGGAAUCGCACGAGAUGCCCUGCUCUUACGGACCUCGGCAGAAACAAUUGAAGAACUUCUGCAGACUAACCUGAUGGCAUCGAUAGUCACCAGUCAAGCAGUCUUAAGAGGGAUGGUGAAACGAAAGAAAGGAUCAAUCUUGAAUAUUGGGAGUGUGCUUGGUCUUCGUGGAAAUACAGGUUCAACCAUCUAUAGUGCCACAAAAUCUGGUCUUGUUGGAUUCACAAGAUCAUUGGCUAAAGAAGUUGCAUCAAAAGGUGUGUCAGUGAACUUGAUUGCUCCAGGUAAUUUCUAUUCUAAUCUAAUCUGGUCAUUUAUAUAGCGCCUUUCUUUGCAGAUAUAA
Molecule: messenger RNA, 682 nt
Organism: Anneissia japonica
Lineage: Eukaryota; Metazoa; Echinodermata; Crinoidea; Comatulida; Comatulidae
Product: carbonyl reductase family member 4-like
Exons: 3
Coding region: 50-661 (203 amino acids)
Biological process (GO): fatty acid biosynthetic process
Molecular function (GO): quinone binding; oxidoreductase activity, acting on the CH-OH group of donors, NAD or NADP as acceptor
Source: RefSeq, a predicted model, not a curated record